Mercurialis annua (annual mercury) is the source of this 588-nucleotide messenger RNA. RefSeq lists its product as uncharacterized. The transcript is spliced from 2 exons. The coding region runs from base 1 to 588 and encodes 195 amino acids. Gene Ontology annotation, molecular function: nucleic acid binding. Lineage: Eukaryota; Viridiplantae; Streptophyta; Magnoliopsida; Malpighiales; Euphorbiaceae. The record is from RefSeq and is a predicted model, not a curated record.
AUGGUAGAAUGUGCCUCACAGAUGAAGAUCAAGCUACUGCACUCCACACCGUAUUAUGCGCAAGCUAACAGACAGGCCGGGGCAACUAACAAGGCCAUCAAGCUAAUCGUCUUGAAGAUGAUCGAAGAAAAUCCAAGACAAUGGAUGGUGUAUGGGCACGAUACGAUGCUGCCAAUGGAAUUGUUGGUCAUGUCAACUCGCCGUCUUCAUGAAAACAAACUAUCCAAGGGCGAUUGCUUUGACAAAAUGGUGAUAGAGGCACUUGACAUGGAUGAAGAAAGGUUAACAGCACCGGAUCACCUCGAAACCCAAAAAAGGAGGGUAGAGCGAGCAUGCAACAAAUGGGUCAAAUCAAAGAGUUUCAUCAUGGGCGAUUUAGUAUGGAAGUCGAUCUUACCCAUAGGUCAAAAAGACAGGCAACUUCGCAAGUGGAGUCCAAAAUUGGGAGGGUCCCUUCAUUGUGACUACAACAUUGGCCAAUGGGGCAUAUGUUUUGGCCUAUUUCGAUGGAGACAAGCACGACAGGGCGAUCAACGUCAGUUUUUGAAGAAAUAUGCUUAUAGCUGUUGGGAAACCGUAGAUCAAUGA